GCCUGCGCCAGGCUGCGCCCACGGCGAGUUGACUUCCGCUUCCGGGUGGCGCCUGCAAGUCGGUGGCUGUUGAAGCUCAGUCAUCGCCAUGGAGUUGUUGGGCGAGUAUGUCGGGCUGGAUGGGCAACAGCAGCGGCUGCGGGUGCCCUGUGAGGUGCCGGCCGACGCCGAUCCUUACGAGACCCUGUUGUCUGGCGUGGCCCAGAUGAGAGACCUGGUGACAGAACUCUUCGGCCCCCUGGUACAGCAGGAAGCGCAAGACCGGGUGGCGGCUCCAGAAGAGGCCUUGGACGGUGAUGAUGAAGAUGAUGUAGAAGAUGAAAAUAACACUGAUAACAGAACUAACUCAGAUGGACCAUCUGCAAAACGGCCCAAACCACCAUCUUAAGAAUAGCUUUUAUGAAAUUUAAAAGACUGCUACUAUAUCUGAAUUAUCACACGCUGACAUUUAGGAAAGACUGGUGCUCUAAUUUGGAAAAGCAUUUGUUUUAUUCCCCUAGGACAAUUUUGUCAAAGAAAAAAAUGUACCUUGUUUCCACCAAAGAAAGAUAUAAUAAAUGUUUAGAAAUGAAUCUGUUUUCUUGAGUGAGAAAUAAAUUUGAUACUGUGGAAAUAACUAGAACACUCAAUGCUAUAUAAAAUCCUCUAAGUUG
Molecule: messenger RNA, 653 nt
Organism: Acinonyx jubatus (cheetah)
Lineage: Eukaryota; Metazoa; Chordata; Mammalia; Carnivora; Felidae
Gene: GON7
Product: GON7 subunit of KEOPS complex
Exons: 2
Coding region: 89-388 (99 amino acids)
Cellular component (GO): EKC/KEOPS complex
Source: RefSeq, a predicted model, not a curated record